CAUCUGUCGAGGCGGACAAAGAGAGGUGAUUGGUUCGUUGUCAAGGUCCUUGAGUGAUUUUGCGUGGUCCUGAAUGGCCGUUGAUGAACAACGGAGCCCGUUUCAUCGCAAUGGCCUUCUUCACCACUCACCGCGAUUGACUGUUCAUCAGUCGACAGCAAAGGCCUAGGAGUCCCUCCACCUCGUUGUUACCUUGUUCGGAGAACAAGAUGGAUCCCCGUCAUUUCUGGGUCUUUGAUCCCAUAUAAGAGCAGGCGACCUUUGCAUCGAACCAACCAUGCCAUGCAUACCAACACGCACACUCCAAUACAGACAGACGCAUAGGUCGUCAUCUUCUUCUUCUUCCUCUCCUUCUUCUGCCUCUCUUCUUCCUGCAUCGUCCCGGUGACGACUGAUUAGUAUUUGCUUACCCAUCGAGACAACAUGACGACUCUGUACACAACGACGGCCGCAGCCCUGGCCUUGCUGCUGGGCAGCGCCCAGGGCCACAUGAUCAUGAACACGCCGACCCCGUACAACUAUCACGGCGACAAUGCUGUCCAGGUCAACCCGCUAGGACCGGGAUUCCCGUUCCCCUGCCAGGGCCGCACCGACCACAUAAUCGAGACGACCACGAUCCAGGCCGGCGGCAGCCAGGUGGUCAAGUUCACCGGCUCGGCCGUGCACGGCGGCGGCUCGUGCCAGUUCAGCGUCACCUAUGAGAACCCCCCGCCGGCGGACAAGUCCAAGUGGAAGACCAUCUACACCAUCAUCGGCGGGUGCCCCGCCUCGGCCCAGGGCAACCUGCAGAGCACCGGCAAGGACGAGGACGGGCGCGAGGACGGCAACGACUGCGGUAACGACACUGGCACCGAGUGCGUCCGCCAGUUCAACGUGCCCAUCCCCAAGGAGCUGCCCAGCGGCAACGCGACCUUCGCCUGGACCUGGUUCAACAAGAUCGGCAACCGCGAGAUCUACAUGAACUGCGCCCCCGUCCAGAUCACCGGUGGCGCCGACGACGACAAGUUCCUCCAGGAGCUGCCCGACCUCUUCGUCGCCAACGUCGACGGCGAGUGCACUACCGGCAACGGCGUCUUCAACAUCCCCAACCCGGGCAAGUACGGCAAGGUGCUCGAGGACCCCACCCAGGGCAGUGAGGGCAGCUGCACCAAGGCCGACGGUAUCCCCAAGUUUGACGACAGCGGCAGUGGCUCCGGCAGCGGGAGCGGUAGCGGUAGCGGUAGCGGCAGCGACGGCGGCUCGUCGAGCGCUUCGCCUACCGAGACUCCAGCCGCCUCCAACACCGGCCUGCCGGGCGGCAUUUUUAUGACUACCGCUCCGAGCCCCUCUCCCAGUUCCGGUUCCGCCUCCGGCUCUGGCUCUGGCUCUGGUUCUGGCUCCGGCUCCGGCUCCGGCUCCGGUUCGGGUUCGGACUCCGGUUCGGGCUCCGGUUCUGGUUCGGGUUCUGGUUCGGGCUCCGGCUCCGGCUCUGGUGCGUCCGGUGGCCAAGCCUGCUCGGAGAAUGGGGCGAUCAUUUGCUUCAGCCCAACUUCUUUUGGCCUCUGUGCCAAUGGCAUUGCCAUUCCCCAGCCAGUGGCAGCUGGCACGACCUGCAACAACGGCGUCAUCGCCCGCCGGAGCGCCAAGUUCAUCUACUGGUAACCGAGCUGCUAGCCAGCGUUCGGUCUUUUUGGGCUUAGAAACGGAUGGGCGCGGAUGGGAUUGGAUGGGAUAGACUGGCAACGGCUUGUCUCAUUAUGUACACGUGUGUCUCUUUUAGAUCGUUAUUAGACCGAUACCCUAAAAUUUAUAUUCAUAACAUCAUCUUUUUUCUUUAUAGCAU
Messenger RNA from Thermothelomyces thermophilus ATCC 42464, 1822 nucleotides. RefSeq lists its product as uncharacterized. Bases 424 to 1641 code for a protein of 405 amino acids. The record is from RefSeq and is a predicted model, not a curated record. The transcript has a single exon. NCBI's taxonomy places the organism in Eukaryota, Fungi, Ascomycota, Sordariomycetes, Sordariales, Chaetomiaceae.